Molecule: messenger RNA, 6060 nt
Organism: Lecanosticta acicola
Lineage: Eukaryota; Fungi; Ascomycota; Dothideomycetes; Mycosphaerellales; Mycosphaerellaceae
Source: the annotation of a GenBank genome assembly
AUGAAGUUGCCCUCGACGCCGCAGGACACGCCCAAAGAUGACUCCGAUCACACCGACGACGGCGACCCUACGCCUACCGAGGCGCCCCCUCGCCCCGCCGUCAACGAGACGACAACCACGCCUCGACCAACGCUGCCGCGCUCGCCACCAGCACGCCUAGCAGAGUCGAGCUAUAGCAGCAUCGAGGCAGAGCUGCACGAGGAGCCUGCAGACAGUCCGUCUGCCGCUUCUCUGCCCCCGAACAUGCCUGAAGCGAAGCGGAAGAAGAGUGAUACAGGUAGUGGUAGCAGGCCGAAUUUGGGGAAAAGUUCUGCGCAGAUGCUUUCUGCCGCUGGCAAUCCGUCCGACUUGCGAGACGCGCUGAAUGCCAGAGUGCUUGCUCAGACCCGUACGCGGAGGAGUUACGGUCUCAGCACGGGCACCAAGGAGGAUUCCAAACGCGUAUCGCCAAUCCAAGAAGAGCAGGCUACGCACAACGCGCCCGCGCUCACUGCAGUCCUUGGCCCGCAGGAGCCUGGAGGAACGGCUAGUACCGUCUCCACGGAGUCUACCGAAUCGAAUCGUACUAUUAGAGGCAGCGCUCUACCUACUCCAUCAGGAGCGCCGUUGCGCACACCUUCCUACCCUUUCCCAUAUGUGCCCGGAACACCAAGCUGGAGAUCCUUUUCCACAGGAGGUCACCAACCUUUCACUGCCUUGUCUCCAACUGUGUCGAAUCAGCCCAGAGGUGAUCAUGACACGCCAGGGAGAAGCAGUGUUGAUCCUUUAUCUGGAGAUUCUACACCAGCAGGGAAUGCUGCAUUUAUGUUUGGAGCCGAUUUUGCAGGGCCAGAGGACCCGGCCUAUCCAACUCCAAACUUAUACGAUCUGGUGUUACAACUGAAUGCGGAGCCUGGUUUUGAAGCAUGGUGGACGACGGUGACAAAUCUCUUACAUGACCACUUCAAGGCCGAGCGCGCCACCCUCGUACAGCCAUUGGAUCCUACCGACAUCGAGAAUGUGCCUUGGGGUCAGAAAGCUACGUUUAGCAUGAACGGACGAGAAGAGUUCGCGCAUACCAUUCCGCUUCGGCAACAAGACUUUCCUGAGCUAUCUGGUAAACUUCGAAUGCCCGAAUUCGCCUUUCGUGGACCGUCAAACGUACACACGCCAGAGGAAGGCCCACAGAAACUGCAUCCGGACCGUUUGCGACCGCGUCUAGAAUCUCGGCACUCGUACGCAGGUCAUGGACGCGAAGUACGAGAAGUACUGGGCACUCUCAAUGAUGCGCCGACACCAGGCCAAUUCAAAGCAAGACCCUCGGGACCAAAGCGAACUGUAACUCAUGCGCCUGGUAUAGCCGGUGGCGUGGGGCCGGGCAGGAUACCCACUCCACGCGCUCCUUCCACGGGUAGUUUUUGCGACAGUGCAAGGAGUGAGCAGGAGUUUAGCACCGUCACUGGUGAUACCAGUCCUUACGCAGAAGUCUUUGGCUCCUUGCGAUCCUUAGAUCACGAGGCUCGUCCGCUUAUUGAGGCGGGCGGUGUCAAUCGUGUUCUGGAUCGCGGCAGGAUAGUAAUGGUGACGAGGGACUACACGGCCGACAACAAGAAACCGAUUGAGUCCAGGUCCGCUCUUUCAGGUAACGCAGGGAGACUGUUUGGCAAUUACCGAAGCGUUUUCGCUUCGGAAAACGUUCCAGAGCCUCACAAAGACUAUGAGGAGUACGAACAGCAACCUGCUUCUCCAUGGGCUCAGUCACCGGCGCCAUCUCCUGCCAUCCAAUCCGACGAGGAUGAAAACCCAUUCUUCGCCAGUGACUACUACCAGGUCGAAGACUCAUUCAAUCCAGCUGUCAGUCCCAAAGACUACACCCCUUUUGCUCAAGUGGGCGCAAUUGGCGUCGAUCAUGCAUCGACAGUCAUUCACCUCCCGCUUAUUCACCCUACGCUCUCCAAACCAAUGGGUCCCCUACGGGAAACGUCAAAACAGAAUUCGACAGAUCGCAAUAGCUAUUUCGAUUCGGAAAGACGUGCACCCAUCGCGAUUUUGACGAUACUCACUUCUGCAGUGCCCUAUCCCAACAACCUGGCGACCGCGCUUAAGCUGCUUGGGCCACACUUAGCGACGUCGUUUUCUAUCGCACAGCAAUUCUCCGCAACGCACCUACAAGCGGUGAGUAUUCGGCAUCGCAGGACUGCGAGUGGCAAUCGCCCCAUCUCCAAUCCUAUGACUAUUGAGCCAACUGCAUUAGACGACAUCGUCAACGCGGAUCUUGAACAGCCUCCCGGAUCAAUCUCCGGCAGCAUUACCAGCCCAUCAGAAUACUCUGGCCGCUCCAGAGCUAGUCCAUCUGGCUCCAUCAUCGGGACACCGGGCUGGGAUCCAGCCCAACAUGGCUGGACAGCAAGUAGAUCAGUUACUAGUACGCCCGCAUUCACGGGCAGUGAGAUGGUCGACAAUUAUUUCGAUGCCAAGAAACGGACGGGUCAGCGCAGUGCAUGUAACGCAAGCACCACAACCACGCCCGCAAAAUCCAUGAAGAGAGGGUCUGGCAGCGUCGAUAAGGGUGCCGCCAACGAGGACGAAGGGAAGUCGUCACGUAGCGAGCGCAAGCUGAAGGUGGCGCCAGCGUCUACAGACGACAAGCUUUCUGUGCAACCGUCGGCUCAAGAGCAGAGUCCGCCGCAUCCGGCAGAAGCAACAUCGCCGUCGAGACCUGCGUUGCGUCCGUCGCUAGCGUCUUUUGCCGAGCUCUCAGCACCCAAGCAGCAUUCUCUGCUGCACUCGUACGGCGCAGAUUUCCAUUCCACUUUCAAUGUGUCUCCGUCCAUGACUCCGGGCGAGGCUAGAGCUCCUGGGCUGGGUGGUCAUGCUCGCAAAGGCUCAUACCCCGAGGAUAUGCCACCGCCCUCGGAACGACUACUGCGGACAAUCAUUGAUUCGGUACCUGUGCAGAUCUUCACAGCUCAGCCAGAAACUGGAUUGCUCAGUUGGGUCAAUUCGAAGUUCUUGAUCUAUCGAGGACAGGAACCGCGGCAAGUGCUCAACGAUCCAUGGGCAGCCAUUCAUCCCGAAGAUCGCAAUGAUUUCCUGCCGGCCUGGCAUAGGUCUCUGAGAACUUACCAGCAACUGCAGCAAAAAGUUCGUUUACAAAGAUUCGAUGGCAAUUACAGGUGGUUCUAUGUCAGAGCCGCGCCUCUUAAGGAUAAACGUCAGAAAGUGGUCCAUUGGAUUGGAACAAUGAUGGAUUUCCAUGAGCAACAGCUUGCUGAAUUCUCGUCUGCCAGACAGGCGGAGACCGCAGCAUCAGAAGCCAAAUAUCGCGCGUUGGCGAACUCAAGUCCUCAAGUGGUAUUUGCCGUAAAUCGGGUCAAAGGCGUUACCUUUUGCAACACCCAGUGGCUUCAAUAUUCUGGUCAGAACGAAGUGCAGGCUCUUGGUGUAGGCUUCAUGGAUCAUGUCCAUCCAGAAGACCUCGAAAAGUGCAGACUCCCUACGUUCGAAGGCGCUACGGACGAGCCAACCAAUGUGCCAACCUCUGUGCCGUUCGGGCCGAGACGAACGGCAUCGCAAUCUGCUGCUUCGUCACUCGACUCCUCAGAGACGGAGAAGGCUCCGUCUAGUGAUGACUCUGUUGCUGCUUCUGUUUCACCAAGUUCUCAAAAGCCACCGCAGCGUAAAUUGUCGGAGUUGGCCAGCAAGGGUAUUUUGAAAGUGGCUCGCGACGCGGACGGUCGGCCUUCGUACUCUACCGAAGUCAGGCUCAAGUCCAAGGACGGCAACUUCAGAUGGCAUCUAGUGCGCGUUCUGCUUGCUGACCCACUUCUUCAUGAUGAAGAAGAGACCUGGUACGGCACAUGUACGGACAUCAACGACCACAAGACCCUCGAACGUGAUCUCAAGGAGACGAUGGACGAGAAGUCACGCUUCCUGAGCAACAUGUCGCACGAGAUCAGAACUCCACUGAACGGCAUUACAGGAAUGGUGAACUUCCUCAUUGACAGUAGCUUGACUGCGGAGCAGAUGGAGCACGUCAAUAUCAUUCGGGCUAGUACAGAGGGUCUGCGCGGCUUGAUUAACGAUAUUCUGGAUCUGUCGAAGGCCGAGGCUGGCAUGAUUCAAUUGAGCAUGGACUGGCUAUACGUGCGCGCGCUUAUUGAAGAGGUCAACGAUCUCACGUCGGCAAUGGCGAUCGACAAAGGUCUGGAGCUCAACUACAUUGUCGAAGAAGAUGUACCAUCUCAAAUCAAGGGCGACCGCUUCCGCAUUCGACAAAUCAUGUUGAACAUAGUUGGCAAUGCCAUCAAGUUCACGCAACGAGGCGAAGUCUUUGUCAGAUGCUGCCUGCAAAAGGAUGACGGCCAACUAGCCAAGAACGAGAUGUAUAUCAGGUUUGAGGUGGUAGAUACUGGGCGUGGAUUCACUGACAAGGAGGCGGAGUAUCUGUUCAAGCGUUUCAGUCAGAUUGACGGCAGCAGCACGAGACAGCACGGUGGAACGGGGUUGGGUCUGGUCAUCUCGAAGCAACUGGCUCAGCUGCAUGGCGGAGACAUGAGCGCCAAAGGCGUGCCGGAGAAGGGGUCGACAUUCACCUUCUACAUCAAGACGACUGUGCCUAGUAGGCAUGACCAGCCGCCUCCAUCGACUCCAGGAGCUGCAAGUCUCCCAGUAUUACCCGCACCACCUGAACCGAUUCCGACCCCAACAGCGACUCCGCCCCUCACGAAGAUUCCAUCCGCGCCAUCUGAGAGACAAGCCAAACCAUCACCGAAGUUCUUGCCCGAAACCACACAGUCUCCAUCUCCAUCACCCUAUCUAGUCGCAUCGCCAGACGCAGACACAGGGUCUCCAUCCGUGUCUUCAGCCAGCUCUGAUCCAUCAGUUCGCUCGGCAGCUCGCACAGGAAGUCUACGAUCGGAGCGAUCUUCCGUCUCAUCUAUCGUGCCAGACCCCACCGGAUCCAUCACUUCAAAGAUGACGCUAAACUUGCGGGCUGAGUCAUCUCCACGCUCCGAGCCAUCUCCAUCUGGCACUGAGGCGUCAUCAACGACGUCGAACGAGACCGUCGUACCAAGUGUGGCUUCUCCUUCUGGCAGUGCUCUCGCACCACCGAUGUUCUCCAUUCUCGUAGUGGCACCGUUGAAGUACAGCCGCGAGGCAACCGUACAGCAUAUCGACAAGACGCUACCAAAGAAUGUGCCACAUCAGAUUACGUCUCGCGAGAGCCUUUCAGAAUGCCGGAGCCUGUUGUGCGGUGAAGAGCCAGUCAUCUUCACGCAUGUUGUUGCAGUACUCCAGGAUGUCGAGGAGAUUAUCGCUCUCAUGGACCAGGUUCUUCGGGCAGCGACUACAACGACAGCCAUUGUUCUCAUCACAGAUCUGGCGCAAAGACGGAAGAUCAUGGAGCAGGCGCCAAACUACAACUAUGACCAGCUCGUUGCAGAUCGGAGGCUGAGAUUUGUCUUCAAACCGUUGAAGCCAUCGCGCUUUGGCUUGAUUUUUGAUCCACAGAAAGAACGAGAGAUGAGUCUGGAUCGAAAUCAGGACAGUGCGCAGCAGGUCGCUGUCAACCAGAAGCAAGUCUUCGAUGAGCUGACCCGGAGGCUCGGUAAUCGGGACAAGCGUGUCCUGUUGGUGGAGGAUAACCGGGUCAACCAGAUGGUCAUCCUCAAGUUCCUUGCCAAGGCCUCGAUCAAGGUGGAAACGGUACUCGACGGCGUGCAGUGCACGGACAAAGUGUUUGCGAAUCCACAUGGCCAUUACUCGAUUAUUCUUUGCGACCUGCACAUGCCCAACAAAGACGGGUACCAGACCUGCAAGGAGGUGCGCAAGUGGGAGAAGAAGAAUAAGUAUCCUCAUCUCCCCAUCAUUGCCCUCUCUGCGAACGUGCUGGGCGAUGUGUACCAGAAAUGCGUGGCGGCGGGAUUCAACAGCUACAUGACGAAGCCGGUCGAUUUCAAGGAGCUGAGCACGUUGUUGAUGAACUUCAUGGACUGCGAUCCUAACAAGACACACGAGUUGAUGAAGUUGAAGCGGGGACAUGGCGCGGGCAGUCUGCCUUCUCUCUUCGGACGAUGA